Colossoma macropomum (tambaqui) is the source of this 5335-nucleotide messenger RNA. RefSeq names its product protein kinase N1b (gene pkn1b). The record is from RefSeq and is a predicted model, not a curated record. Gene Ontology annotation, biological process: signal transduction; protein phosphorylation. The coding region runs from base 519 to 3293 and encodes 924 amino acids. Gene Ontology annotation, molecular function: small GTPase binding; ATP binding; protein serine/threonine kinase activity. The transcript is spliced from 22 exons. NCBI's taxonomy places the organism in Eukaryota, Metazoa, Chordata, Actinopteri, Characiformes, Serrasalmidae.
GUUCUGUAUUGGGACUGAAGCCUCUGCCCGCCGCGGUCAGUUGAGGGGAAAACGCCAAAGAAGAUACAAAACGGACCAAAACAACUGCAGCACGCCAUUCAACUAUAGUCCUGCAUUUUUAAGCAGCAUUUUCUCACAGACCACUCUACGCUGUAACGUCGUUUUGUCCCAACAAUGGGGUUAGAUACCCCUCACUGUCUGUGGACUUGAGCAGAAGGUGCCCCGGUGGGGUAUCAGGAACAACUUCGUGUAAUAGGCUAAGUACGUUAGCCUAGUCUGUACGUUAUUUAUCUUCAGAGCCACUGCUGGAUAAAAGAGCAGUGUGGUGUGACAGGAUGUCAACCUUGCUUCAGCCUUCCCAUCUUUUUUUCUCAUUUUAGCAUGACUUACAUUGGUCUGCAAUGGUCUCUGUCAGGUUAGUCAGACUCCAGUAGUGACAAAGCAAACGGGAACUGAGGCUCGGUCAGCUUUGAAGCACCAGCACUGUCAUCGGAGCAGCCACCAUAACGACACCUGAGAUGGCCAACAGCAACGACUCCGUUCAGACAGACCCUGGCAGUUCGGUGCUGGAACAGCUGGGUUUGGACCCAAGCUCUGAUUUCUCGGACUGUGGCGUGCAGCAGCGUCUGGAGGAGCAGCGGGAGCGGAUCCGCAAAGAGAUCCGGAAAGAGUUGAAGAUAAAGGAGGGGGCGGAGAACCUGCGCCGUGCGACAACCGACAAACGCAAUGCACACCAAGUGGAGAGCCAGUUACGCUCCUCUAAACGCAGACUGGACACACUGCACACACAGCUGCAGGAGCUUGACGCUCACAUCAUGGUGAAGGGUCCUGACGAGAGCAAAGAUGACCUCCAGUCUGUGGGGACACCAGGUCGCUCUUCAGCCAACCAGGACCGAAUCACAGCUCUGCAGAGACAGCUUAAUAUUGAGCUGAAGGUCAAACAGGGGGCGGAGAACAUGAUCCCCAUCUACGCUAACGGAGCUACUAAGGACAAGAAGUUGCUGCAGACUGCGCAGCAGAUGCUUCAGGACAGCAAGACCAAGAUUGACAUCAUCCGCAUGCAGAUCCGCAAAGCUAUGCAGGCCACAGAGCACUCAGACGACUCACAGGACCUGUGUGGUGUGGAGCUGAGGAUAGAGGAGUUGUGGCAUCAUUACCGUGUUGAGCAUGCCAUGGCAGAAGGGGCCAAGAACAUGCUGAGGCUGCUGGGAGCUGGGAAGGCUCAAGAUAAGAAGGCCAUAACAGAGGCUCAGUGCAGGCUGAGUGAGGCGUCUCAGCGGUUAGAUCUGUUGAAGGAGUCUCUGGAGCAACGGUUGGUGGAGUUGCCAGAAGAUCACCCUAAAGCGUGUCUGAUUAAAGAGGAGCUGAUUUUAGCCUCCUCUUCAGCGUUCAGUGCACACCAUGGCUCCCCAUACGUCCAUAACCAGUACAGCACCCUCAGCAAACCAUCCCCCCUCACAGGGACUCUGCAGGUGCGCUUGUUGGGCUGUGUUGGUCUGUUAGAGGUCGUUCCUGGCCGCAGUAGAAGCUCCGCUGUGGUUUUACCCAGCUUCAGCCCUGGAGACGGACGGCCCUUUAAACUUGGCCUGUACAGCCGCAACAGCAGCCUCAGCCUCAAAACACCCAGUAAAACAGAUGAGCUAUCCUCUGAGGUCAGUGCUGUGUUAAAGCUGGAGAAUACGGUGGUUGGUCAGACGAAUUGGAGGACAGUAGGAGAACAGGCGUGGGACCAGAGCUUUACUUUAGAACUGGAGAGGUCCAGAGAGAUGGAGAUAGCUGUUUACUGGAGGGAUUAUCGCUCUCUCUGCGGUCUAAAGUACCUCAAACUAGAGGAUUUCCUGGACAACCAGAGACACAGAAUACAGCUGGAGUUAGAACCACAGGGCCUACUGCUCGCUGAGGUGACAUUCUUUAACCCGGUAAUAGAGAGAGGUCCACGAUUGCAGCGGCAAAGGAAGGUUUUCUCCAAACAACAGGGUAAAGCGUUUUUGCGAGCUAAACAGAUGGAUGUGGACAUCGCCACCUGGGUCCGACUGCUAAAGAAUAUGAUCCCGUCCAGCACCUCGACUAACAGCUACUCACACAACUCACACACACACAGUACAGGAGUGAUCUCAGUGGAGAAGCUGACCCUGGACAGUGAAUCUCCUCCACGAUCAGAGAGCCGCAGAGACGGUACAGACGCAGCACUGCAGGUUAUAGAGCCAUUCUCUCCUCCUGAUUUGGCUCCAGAACGACAGGUCAGCAGGGUCAGUUCCCACAAUUCCCAGCGCAGGCAGAGCAAAGGUCCGCUUUGUUUACAGGAUUUUCGACUCAUCGCUGUGUUAGGAAGAGGACAUUUUGGCAAGGUGUUAUUGUCGGAGCACAAGCGCUCUGGCAGUCUGUACGCCAUCAAAGCACUGAAGAAAGGAGACAUUAUAGCCCGAGAUGAAGUAGAGAGUCUGAUGUGUGAGAAGCGGAUCUUUGAGACAGUGAACAGUUCUCAUCACCCGUUCCUGGUGAACCUGUUUGGGUGUUUUCAGACGGAGGAGCAUGUUUGUUUUGUUAUGGAGUACACGGCUGGAGGAGACCUGAUGAUGCACAUCCACGCUGACGUCUUCUCUGAGCCACGCUCUGUGUUUUAUGCUGCUUGUGUGGUUCUGGGCCUACAGUUCCUUCAUGACAAUAAGAUUGUGUACAGGGAUCUGAAGCUGGAUAACUUGCUGCUGGACACUGAGGGCUUCGUGAAGAUUGCUGACUUCGGUCUUUGCAAAGAAGGGAUGGGUUAUGGGGACAGGACGAGUACGUUCUGUGGUACUCCUGAGUUUUUGGCUCCAGAGGUUUUGACUGAUUCUUCCUACACUCGAGCUGUGGACUGGUGGGGGCUCGGGGUGCUCAUAUAUGAAAUGCUGGUCGGAGAGUCCCCUUUCCCAGGUGAUGAUGAGGAGGAGGUGUUUGACAGCAUUGUAAAUGAUGAAGUACGUUACCCACGAUUCCUUUCUACAGAGGCCAUCAGCCUAAUGAGACGGUUGCUCAGACGGAACCCUGAGAGGAGGUUGGGCUCCACUGAAAGAGACGCAGAGGAUGUGAAGAAACAGCCUUUCUUUAGGAAUAUAGAAUGGGAGGCUCUCCUGCAGAGGAAAGUGAUGCCUCCCUUCGUGCCCUCUGUAGGAGAUAAGGAAGACGUCAGUAAUUUUGACGCUGAAUUUACCACGGAGGCUCCCGCUCUGACUCCGCCACGCGAGCGUCGGACACUUUCCCGCAAAGACCAGGACUGGUUCAGAGACUUCGACUAUGUCUCUGACCUCUGCUAGAUGAAAAGGAAACAAGUAUUUUGCAGAUUAGAACUCAAAAUUAUGCUGAUACUGUGAUUCAGAGACUUGGGCUGUGUUCCAGUCUCUGUCAAAAGCCCUACAGAUGCUCCCUUCAGUCUGCUCCACCGAUACAAGGCUGAGGAGCCAGGGAGAGCUGGGUUUGAUUUCAGUUUGGACAUUGUUGCUCCCAGAUAAUGCUGUUUAUCCUCAGGUUUAGAACUAUGAAGGACACUGGAAGUUAGAGGGCCCCAUUUAAGAAGAUGAAAGAGAGGACACUCGCCUAUUACUCACACUGAGAGGACAUGAGAGGACAAGAGUGCUUGCUUGCACAUAUUUUGAAGAUCCAAGACCGUUGUGUAAUCUGGACUAUGAAUAAAGGGCUGAGAAAUAAAUAAAUAAAUGGGCUUUAAUAAUCCAGUUAUAUGAAGCUCAGUGGAAGAAGCUCGAGUUCAGGAACAAAUGGGUUCCUCCAGGAUUUUAAGAGCAGUUCAGUAGUAGCAUCAUAUACCUGCACUGUGACACCUAACGUUUGUGAACUUAGUAAAAAUUAAGGGCUGGGCGAUAUGGCAGAAAUGCAACAUCAUGAUACUUGAAGACACGAUAUCAUAACAUUUCAUUCUUCUGAAGUUUGAUAAGUUGGAACAGACAAAAUGCACCAGUAGUGCCACAUUGAAUAUCAAGCUAUCAAAAGUAUGGGAAUGUUUUUUAAAAUGAACUUUUUUUACUUUAGCGUAGAGGUGCACAUCUCCAGUCCUGGAGGGCUAGUGCCCAGCACAUUUUGGGGUUUUCCCUGCUCAAACACAACUGAUUCAACUCCAGGGUGUGUUUGAGCAGGGGAACUACAAGACCAUGCUGGACACUGGCCCUCCAGGACCAGAGUUGUGCACCCAUGCUUUAGUGCAUCAUCAGGACUCAAACUCACUGUCUCUCAACAAGAGGGUAGUCCUGCCAGCUUGGAGCCUCUUUUAAACCUCUUGUUAAUUAAACAUGCACUCGUUCAGUGUUCUAGAAUUACUACCGAUAACCAUGAUAUACUCAGAAACGUGCAUUGUGACAUAGAGUACUGUACUAAAGUCAAAGGCCUCCCUUCGUUUAGGUAAUUUUAAGUCAAAACACCCAUGAAGUUAUUAAUUUUCAGAAGAUAUUUCGGAAAGGAUCUGAUUUAAGACCCCUUGUUUUCGAGCGUCACCUUGCCCCUUGGAACUGAGUUACAAGGGUUAGUGGUUGAAAUCUUUCCCUACGAAAAGGAAACACUUUUUUCAUUGGUCACUUGCUCAGCCAUCUUGGUUUUUUUCUUUUUUUCUCAUGACACUCCAUUUGGUGUGCGCCUCAGAAAAACCUCCAUUUACAGAGCUAUGUGUCCCCAACACAUCACCCUACCCCUCUAUCUCAACAAAAAGCAGGACACCCUACCCCUACAUGUGAACGCGCAAAGGGUAGGGGCAAGGGCUGAAAUAGGAUUGGGCCUUGGUUGUUGAGGCUUCUGUGUAAUUAUUUUAAAUUAUGUUUUCUUUUUUUCUGCUGCUGAAAAAUAAAUAGCUUACCCAUUUUGACUGGAAAAGUAAAUCAGUGAAAGGUGGUCUUUGACUUUUUCACAGUGCUGUAGUUUAUUGUAGUAACGAUGCCAUUUCAUCAUAUCGUCCACCCCUUUUAAAAUGUGUCACCAAAUCCCCUUUUAGAAUCCAGCUUGUCUUUCCUCUCUUUCUUGUCCUCCCUCUCAAACAUCUCUUCUUUCUCCACCUCCUGUGUCCUGUUCACUUUGCUCUGGAACUGAAUGUCUAUUUGAACCCAGGUUGUUUGCUGACUGAUGUGAUACACAACUAUGACCACAAGAGGGAGCCAGAAUAUGUGUUGUGUCUUAAAAACUGAAGGAGAUUGUAUGUGUGUGUGAGGCUUUGUACUUUGAGAGUCUUUUUUUUUCUUUGCCCCCUGCUCUGUGUAAAAACAAUGUUUUAUGUGAGUUUAGUUUUGUGGAGUUUCAACUGUGAGUUGUGAUGUCAUGCAGUGUCUGGGUCUAAAAAUAUAAAUGUAUUUAAACCUUU